Molecule: messenger RNA, 1638 nt
Organism: Hylaeus anthracinus
Lineage: Eukaryota; Metazoa; Arthropoda; Insecta; Hymenoptera; Colletidae
Exons: 5
Coding region: 76-849 (257 amino acids)
Biological process (GO): regulation of B cell proliferation
Cellular component (GO): endoplasmic reticulum chaperone complex; extracellular region
Source: RefSeq, a predicted model, not a curated record
GUGUUUUUAUUAGGUACGUAUUAAUGAAGUUUGAUUCAAAAGAAGUAUCUAAAAGCUUGCAAAACUUUCAUCAGGAUGGAGACCAUUUUGAAAGGAAGAAUGAUGGUGAAAAUCUUUUUCGUGAUACUGCUUCUUUUAAUUUUAAUAUCAAAUGGGACAAGUUUUGGUAGAAGGAGAUCAUCGAGCUGUCGCAAAGGAAGCGAGCAGAUUUUAAGCGAAUCAAUUGUUCAAAAUCCUUUCGCUGAUCAAAACGCAAUAGAUCAUUAUUACGACUGUGACACCACUGAAUUUGGCAUAGUGCAGAAGAUUCCGUAUUUGCGUGCCUGUUCCUCGUGCGAUGCCAUAGAAAUUAACUUCUCAUCUGCUUAUAUUAGAUGCGGAAUGUGUCUCGCCAUUGCUGACAAGAUUAACCAAACCCUCUUGGACGUUUACGAGAUGAUGACGCCGGGCGCGUGUUACAACGAUACGGAAAUCGAACUUCUUUUACGAACCAUUUGCAACAACUCCUUCGAAUAUUACAGUCUUCGAGAAGUCGAUGGAAUAAGGUUCAUCUCUGAUAGGUUACCUGGUUCCAUUUUGGUGGCCACAUCCGCGGAUGGACUUUGGGGAAAGAAAUUGAGAGACCUAUGCCACUAUUAUCUCGGCGAGAUCGGCGAGGUGCAACUUUUCGAGCAAUGGCAGGAAUGGUGCGAGGACGACGAAAAGUUUCCCAACCUGUCGAACGUCAUGUGUAGAAGCUUGGUUGGAACGUUACGAGACUGCAGAAACAUGAACGACAUAAAUAAAUACGAGUCCCCUUUCAAAACGUACAACGCCAAAGUAAAAAUCACCGGCACAUACGGAAAAUGAAAUUUUUAUAUCGUUCGAGAUAUUUGAUAGCUCUUUACAUAUUUUGUGCACCUUUAUUCCAACACAGAAACUGCAAAAUUUAUGAAGAAUUUAUUUCGUGUUUCUUAUCUUUUUUCAUGCAUAUGAAUUUACUAUAAGCAACUUGUGAUAAAUGAUAUCAAUUUCGGAAAUAUACAUUUCUACUAUUUUCAAGGUUGAGUAUUUUUUUAACAGCGGUAAUUACAGAAAUGAGUAAUUGGUCAUUACUUUAAUGACAUUCAUCGGGAUAUAAGCAGCAUAAAAAAAUGAUAAAAAAAAACAUCGUAAAAUUAGUACGCGUCCAUAUGACUUUAUACGGAUAAAUCACGUUCGCACUUCAUGUUAUCACUAAUUCUUUAUCUCCUUGGUUUAAUUAAAGACAUUCUUCCAUUCUGUUUUAAACAUAAAAGCUCCGGUGUAUCUUUAACCGUCGUCUAUUGACAAGACAAAGAGUCUUCGUGCAUGUUACGUUUUAACAGAGUACAAAGUUCGCCGUGUUUUUUUUUUGUGACAGAUCAUACGAUUAUUAUACACACGUACAUAGACCCACACCUAGUUUUUAAUACGACUAAGAUUGAUGUUAGUCACUUUUUAGUCGCUGGUAACAGAAUUUACUUAACGACGACGUAAUACAUUUUCACGGUUAAUUAGUUCACGAUUCGUUCAAAAUUGCUGGUUGUCUAGGCUAAAGUUUCAGCUCCAAAAUAAAAAAGACAAAAUACAAAUCGGAGGUCCUUCUUAUUAAAAAAAAAAAAAAAAUAAAAAAAAAAA